GAACGGAAUCAGUCAUCAUGUGAAGAGAUCUUUAGUGAAACAAGUCUUGCUUUGAAUUCUGCGUCACCGUUAUCCAAACCGGAAAACUCAUCCACGACUUCAUCCGGUGUGUGUUUGUCUGUGGACUCGGCUCCGCACACGGACACUCUUGGUCGAUCCCUAACCGAUCUGUCAUCCCAGUUCACGUCGGAACCGUCACUUUUCGGUAGUUUCUACAGUGGAACCAGUCCACGCAUCCCGGACACGGAAAGUCCCUUGGCUGAGAUCGAACUGAUUAGUUUGACAGCAAACCGACCUACACCACGUUAUCGUCUACGCGUCGAUCCCUGUACCGCCUUUCUCGGCUAUAAUAAUCGAGAUUUCUUGGGUGCUCGAAGAGCCACACGUCGCUUGCAAUCGAUUUUACCGCUCUCUCCUCGUGGUCUGACUACCAUUCCCAGUGAGGGCAAAUUAAACGAUCUCGAAGUUACCAAUACCAGUGUAUCUCCGGACACACUUGGCAAGUCUGGAGAAACAGAUGAGGACGGUAAUUUGGACGACGACGACGACGAGGAAGACGAUUCACUCUCUCUCUCUUCGGAACAGAUCGAACGCAUCCUGGACUACUUCCGUGAGUUACUCAUGCCCGUGUCGUCUACUUUCACACUCUGUCGGCCUCAUUAUUAUAACAUUCCUUAUGCUGUUAUUAUUACUGCGACUUGCACUUCCGGAAAGAUAUAA
Molecule: messenger RNA, 720 nt
Organism: Echinostoma caproni
Lineage: Eukaryota; Metazoa; Platyhelminthes; Trematoda; Plagiorchiida; Echinostomatidae
Source: the annotation of a GenBank genome assembly